AUGUCUGCGCCCAAAAGCUUAUCCAAGAAUACUUUUCUGAACAUACAAGCAGCUGUCAAUCUCGCCAAAAACACAGGAUAUCAAUGUUGGAUAAAGGCAUACAAUCCUUUAUUUUGGAUCGUCUCAUUACUCUUCAUUUAUUGGAGAGAUACCCAGCAUUACCUUUUUCAUCACUACUAUCAACACAAAUGCCGUAUUUCAGCUACGAUGACUCGUCAUGACCCUCCUCCUUUUGAAUAUAGAAAGAGACUUUCAGCGAAAAGCAAACACACUCUCUCCACCCUCGCUCACCGAAAUAACGCUCAUUACAGUUAUAUCGAUAUGGACGGAUGGCAAACAAUAAAAACAGUAACUUUCAUUGACACCCAAUUAAAUGCAAGUGCCCUGCAGAAACAUCAACAAAGGUUGCAUGAUACUCAUCUUCAAAAAAACCAAUCCCACGGGCUCAAGGGUACCCAUACAAAUAGUUGUAGUAGUCGUACUCAUUCGACGAUCAGUUUUCGACACCCACUAGAUGUACAUCAUGACCAAGCAAAAGCGCUACUCUCUCUUGUGGAGAAACAAGCUGAAACUGAGAACAAGAGAGACACUCAUAAAAAACGAUCCCUCUUUUCCAUAAAAUUGUCAAUGUCACAGUGGAAACUCAUCAAGAAAAGGAAACGCCAUCAACAAGUAGAAUCGUCAACAAUAUCAGCUGCUGCUAUCGGUACAAUCAAUCAAGAGGAUAAAAAACUUCCAGCAUUCAACAAACGAAGAUCAUCCAUUUUAUUCUUGAAAAGAAGAGCAAGCCAGACUAGCACCUUCAGUGGUAGUAGUAAUGAUAGCAAUACUGGCAGUGAGACAAGUAGCAGCAGUCAAAGAAAACGAGUGAAACGCUUGUUUACUUCUACUUUAUCCUCAUUGAAAGCAAGACCCUAA
Messenger RNA from Mycotypha africana, 918 nucleotides. RefSeq lists its product as uncharacterized. The transcript has a single exon. The coding region runs from base 1 to 918 and encodes 305 amino acids. NCBI's taxonomy places the organism in Eukaryota, Fungi, Mucoromycota, Mucoromycetes, Mucorales, Mycotyphaceae. The record is from RefSeq and is a predicted model, not a curated record.